ACCAUUGAACAUCUAUCACGAUCUCGGCGGUAGUCAUAUCAGUGACGUGAUUGUCAUCGACACUACCCAAGUCGUGGACCGUCAUGUCGGCGCGACAGCCACUUGCAGUGCCCACGAGGUGCCUGCGCUCACAGAUCAAGAAGCGCAUCAACUCCCAUCGAAACGCCUCAACCACUGCUGUGGCACCAACGCCAACAGGAGGACCAACAGCGACAGCAACACCACCGCUAUGGCGUGGAAAGGUAUCCCUUACUCGCUCUGGUGCGCCAUGGACUGGUAGCAUGGAAUGGCAGACUUCGACCUAUUCUUUCAACAAAUAUACUACAAUCCCACUUCCGGCAGCCGCUGCGAAUGUGGAGAGGCUCAUUGAGAACUUCAUCACGCUGAAGCAUGUCGGAGAUCAAACACACAUGGAUCCACGUGCUAUCAAAGCCGCUCUCGCCUUACGCAGAAAGAGUGCCACAAAGGUCUACGCCGGCUCGCCUCGGAUAAAGGAUUUUGGGACCCACAUUCAGAUGACUGUCUUUGUGUUUGACGGGGCCGAGGACGUGACCUUGAAGGAGCAACAAAAGUUCAAAAACCGGAAAAACGCCGACACGACGGAUCGGAGGACAUCAUCCAAAACAGAUUUGGACAGAAUCUUGGAACCUGAGCAGCAAGCUGGUCUGCAGUCGCUGAUCGCACGGAUCUAUGGCAAGCCAGUCGACCUGAGACUCGUCAAGUUGGCAAAGCCCCAUCUCGAUGCCGAAAUCCUCGCAGCUUUCGUCGCGCAGAGGCUGUGCGACCGUAACAACACCCCCCGGCGAGUCAUCCGUGACUCGACCUGGAAAGCACCGCUCCCCGAUCCACGGGUAAUCGCCGUCACGCGACAGACCAAAGCGCUCAAGCUCAUUCGUGGUGGCAAGAAGUUCGCUUGGCAAGACCUGACCAUGAAGGAGCUCGCCCCGACGUGCACAUCGGCUAUCAUGAAGGAGCUCGCCGUCAGCCAGGUCAGCAGUGUACAGGUUGAGGCGGCUGGUCGUCUCACCAAGCGUCUCACGGCCAACAGAUCUGCACGCAAGAUGGCUCGUCGCGGUACAACGACCAAAUUGCCAAGCCCGAUAUUGCUUGGUCAUCGCAAGAAGCACUUGCAGUAUGCUUUCCGAAGCGGCAAGAGACGUGUUGGACAGUAUGGCAUCCGUGUUUUGUUGGGUCACACUUAGCGGCUGUGUGUGUGGAUGUAUGUUUGGGUCCUCACGAAUACUUUGCCAGGUCAGUCGUACAUCUGCUCGAGAUCGACAGGACGAGGACCCGUCUUUUGGUGCGACCACGUCAUAUGAGAUGUGGCUUGAUGAGCAGCAGAUUACUGGUGACUGGUCACUGUACAAUAGGACUAUACGAGAUUUUCUCGCAUCGCCAUCAUCAGGAUUUCAUGUAACAUCUAUUUUAUUGGGUUAGAGUCAGUGAGCAAGGAUCUCUGAAAGAACAGCAUUUCUUUUUAGUCGUUAUGGCUUAAUUCAUGAUUAGUCUCAUUAUUUAUCGGGAGAACUGCGCCUCGCCGAGCAUCAUCGUCACGACGAGCGUAAUGAAAACCAUUGCCGAUAAUGGACAACUUAUGCCAGGGUUGCGGAGGCUCCUCCGCCUUUCCGGCAGAGAUCUUUAUUUGCUCAUCUUGUCGAUGACUUCUCUAUGUGCCUUCCG
This is a messenger RNA of Dissoconium aciculare CBS 342.82, 1680 nucleotides long. RefSeq lists its product as uncharacterized. The record is from RefSeq and is a predicted model, not a curated record. NCBI's taxonomy places the organism in Eukaryota, Fungi, Ascomycota, Dothideomycetes, Mycosphaerellales, Dissoconiaceae. The transcript has a single exon. Bases 84 to 1202 code for a protein of 372 amino acids.